This is a messenger RNA of Odontomachus brunneus, 5648 nucleotides long. RefSeq lists its product as uncharacterized. The record is from RefSeq and is a predicted model, not a curated record. The transcript has 6 exons. The coding region runs from base 2050 to 2859 and encodes 269 amino acids. Lineage: Eukaryota; Metazoa; Arthropoda; Insecta; Hymenoptera; Formicidae.
GUCGAUCGAGUCCUCGAGUUCGGUUUGUCGUCGCGAACACGAGUACAAGUUCCAGCUUAAGCUGCCGUGGCAUAAGAACGAACCUGUUCGGACGUGAUCUGUGAUUUUUUGAAAAAUAUCUUGGAAAUAUUAUUUUCAAAGAACAUCAAGGAUCAUUUAUUAAUCAGAGAAUGGCAUUGCCAAUUUAACAUAAUAUUUAUCUUUUAACAUUGAGUGACGUUGGAGCAGAGAUCUUAUUAGGUGCCUGUAGCUAUAUAUUGAAAGAAAAAGAGAGAGAAAACACAAUAGCCGUGGUGAUUGCACUCUUUUUCUCUUUCUCUUCCUCCCUCUCUCUCUCUCUCUCUCUCUCUCUCUCUCUCUCUUUGUAAUUGCUGAUCAGAUCGGGUGGAGCGUCAAGUGGUAAUAGAUUGUCCCGGCGAGAAGAAAAUGACUUUAUUAGUUGAGUUCUCGUAAAAAUCGAAGCUUGCGGCUCGUUGAGUCGUAAGAGUGCGACGGAUGAUGAGAUAUCGUGAUGAGAAUAUGUGUAUCCUGACAGAUGUUUCGUAAUUUGAGCUUUGAUUAGGCUGGUCGACCCUGCGUUCUUCUGCUUUUUAAAUCUCUGUUGAGGAAUUUUAAUUCAGCGUUUUGUCAACACGCUUGCGAAGUCGUUACGGUAUGAAAAUAGUGCCGCUUUGACUGGCGAAAGUAAAUAAGUAACACUAUCUUAUCGAAUGCUGGCUUAGCGUAAUGAGUAGACUUAAUUUUUGCCGGAGAUUAAAGCGUCAGCUGGCUCGCUCGAUUAAAGUUUCCGUCCGGGUUUCCCGGGUAUAAUUUACGCGUGAUUGAAGUUGCAGUAGUUGUAAGUUUUUCUCAAUUUUUCUUGAAAGUAAAUGUGCUCGAUUUUUAUCAGACUUUUAUAUGGUCGGAAGGAAACGCAGCCAAUCAGUCUCUUCCUGUGUGAAUAACACAGAUUACAGCACUAAUAAUAUCAUGAUUAAUGUAGGCGUAGUCGUUUAAAUUUCAAUUAUUACAUUCGCGCCACCAACAAACGUUAUAGCUCGGAAUUAUAGCCACCUUGUAUAUCGCAGUCCCUCGUAGAGCGAUCGAUCGUAUAAGCACGACGUGGCGCAAUCCUGGAAAAGUACUCGUUUUCCUGAAGCACCCGAUGUACAACAUAUUAUCUCGAGAUCUUUGAAGAUCAACUUAUAAGACCCCCCGAUGUUUUGUCUCCCGACGUCGAUUACUGAUUUAUACUGAAGACACGUCGUGAUUUUUAUCUCAACUGUCCGUUAUCGAUGCCAUACAAAAAUCAUAUAGCGAAAGAGAAUUUCUCGGGAAUUCCGUCAGCCAAGAUCGAACAUUUAAUAGCAAAUCUAAUUUUCGCGCUAGUCUGCCCCUCAAAAACGUGAAAAGAGCUGGACAAAUCGUAUUCUGUCGCCGCUCCACUUGAAAACCCGGACUCACGAUACGACCGGUGCCCUUUUAUCUUUUCUUUCCCAAACAGUCCCGCCUGGUAAAUCGAGCAAACAUGAAAUAUGGGUCAUAAAGGUGUCUAUCGAGCGAGCAGAAAAGGAGAGAGAAAGAGGAAUAACGCGACACUUGGUUUCGUUCUCUAAGGACUCCGUCGCCCUCGUCUUUUCCGCCACCUACCCAUCCCCAGCCACCCCCUGGCCGCCUUUCCACCGCCUUUCGCGCGCAAGCCCCGUGCAUCCGCUGACAGCUGCAGCUGCGCGAGCUCCUUGCAAGAGGCAGGUGCACACCCUUCUGCAACUGCAGUUGCCAGUAUUCGCCGCCUCGGCCUGCGAGCUUCAAGUUGCUGUUUGUCAAAAUCGAGGAAGAUCCUCUCGUGACACCUCUAACAGUUGCUACACCUUUCACGCUCGCGUUGCAUCGCGAGAGACACGACCUGUCUGUUGUUUACAGCGUCGUCGUCGCUUCCCGACGAACAUGAGAUCGAUAUUAUUAUCUUGACAAAAAAUACGAGUUCCAUGCCCUGCCAUGGAGAUGUUGUUUAACUGCGGCGAUUGAAAAGAGAAAGAGAGAAACCGAAAGUCCGCGUCUGAACGAAUUAUGAUACACGUGUCGUCCGAGAGCGCGCUCAGGUAUGACCGGGUGAAGCGUAAAGGUGCGGCUUUUUUCACGAACCUGUUCAAGUCGAAGAAGCUGGCGUUAGGGAUGAAGAUUAACGAGGACGAAGAGAUGGAGCGCGCGCCCAGGGUGGAAACUCCCGCGGUCAUCACCACUGGUUGUCGUCGGAACGGCUUCGAGAAUGACAAUACUAUGUCGCGAAUUCCGUCAACCUUGAGCGUGACAGCAGUGGACGUUGUCGUUGCCUGUCAGCCGUCACCAUCGCACUCCAUUCUGACCUUGACACCCGGUAGAACGCGUAACAUCGAUCAGGACAUGGAGGCGCUCAGACUGAGUCGUCAGGACAAUCCUUUUCUGCAGGUACUAGCGAGUCGCGAGAGCCUCGUGGAAUCGAUCGAGGAGUCCGAGUCUGACGAUGCGAUUCUGAUGUCGCAGGAAUUGGGCGAUGCGGAUCCUUUGACACUCGCGCAGGUACACGAGCAUCUGGUGCGCAGUCCACCGCCGGCGUCUUGGCCCAAUUCCACGGCUUUCCACUUUCCCCAUCAGGAUCCGACCAUCACCCCGGGCAAGAACGACAGCAACACGGUGCCACCGUCUAAGAGCCCGUCGAGGACGCCGUCGCAUCGCGGCAACGAGCAUGAGCUCUCCAGGAGCGAACCGUCGACGGACAUCAGAGAUCGACACUCGCAUCCAUUCUCGUUACUUCAUCCGACGCCGAUUCGCUCGUUGUCGGAAGUUCGACGACUUCAUCGCUCGGCGGACGACAGCGUGCAGCUGAUGUCGAGUGAAUAAGCCACAGCGGGACGUCGGGAAGCGAUCUUGAUCGUUGAGAACGGUUCCUCGUGAACGAAGGACAUCGACUUCCGUAAGUCCGGGCGUGUUCGGAGCAACGGCUGCCGACGAGUUGACUUGGAAGGACUUGGAGCGCGGCGAAGACGAGUUCGCGGUCGCCUCCAGGCAAGUUUUGUCCUGAUAUCGAGAGAGGGUCGUUGAAAACGAGAAGCACGAAGGAUCAUCGAGGGAUCUUCUCGCGUAUACGACCCUUGAUUCGCGAUGCGUUGUUUUGAGGCACGCGCGUGAAAUUGAGACGAUGAUCGUCGAGGCAACACACACAGAGCAAUUAACGAUGCUUCGAAGCGCAUUUUUCAAGCGCGAUUCUCAAGCGCAAUUAAUGCUCUUUCCAGAGCAGAGAUAAAGAGACGCAGUCUCUAUGAAGACGUGAUCAUUUUGUCGUUGCAGUCCAUCGGACUUUGAGUGAUCAUUUGUUGAAUUUAUUCCCGAUCGGUUGAUCAAAAAAUUGAUUCUCUUGUGCUUUCAUAAAAAUUCACCUGACUAGCUUAGAUUACUUUGAUUGACAUUUAUCUAAUUUUUGUAAUUCAAUGAGUAACGUAUAAUUAUUCCCAAUUACGAUUGCAUAUUUUACGAAUGGGCCUAUUUUUUACAGCCAUUUGGCAGUCCAAAUACAUCGACGUUCUCUUUAUUGCUGUUCUUUGUACUCAGUGAUUGACGGUCGCACAUGUUGAUUUUCAUAUCCGUUCGAGCAGCAACGUACGAACAACUAGAACGUUAGUUUACAAUACAAACGAUAUUCCGAGAGAAAUAUACAUCAUAGUUUCUUGAGGCUAUGCCAAACCGAGAUAUUUCCAGAUAUUUGAAGAUAUUGUGUGAAACACCUUAUACACUAGUUUGCAGAACACUUUGCAGAGAUCUCUGAAGAGUCACAUUAUCGUAUAUUUACUAUCUAAUUAACAAAGGUAUUGUCUCUGCUAAGUCGUCAGCUGAGUGAGAAUCAAACAAAUAUUAUUUAUCAUAUUUUUGAGAACUUCGCAAUUUUUGUGUAAUUUUAAUUACAUUUGUAUAUAUUUUUAGACUUUAUCGAAGAGCGACGUAGCGUCGCGUAACGAUUAGAACGUCACGUUAGAGCACCGCUCGUAAUUAUUAAUUAUUAUUACGAGGACAAUGUGUAUUGUCCCGAGAUCUGUUAUAGAUAUGAUAGUUAUUGUUGACGCACAUGUCUAAUUAUUCGUGCAAUUUAAAUGUCUAUUUUACGUAGCUGUUUUAGAAAUGUUUCAUAUUUAAUUGUAACGUCUCUUCUAUACUAAUUGGACAUUAUCUCUUGACUCGAUCUUGAUUGUUGUUGAGCCGCGAGAUAUUUUCUUCUUUUAAAUAAUUUAACGUGCAAUUUUUUGCUAUAUUGAAACUCUCUGACUUCUAAGGGCAAUUUUGAGAAGAUAAUUUCGUCGAGACAAGUGACACACAACUUUGUGACUCACGAAGAUUAAUUAAUUUCUAACGCUGACGAUGCGCCAAAUGUACAGGCCUCAAUUAAACUAUUCCUCAAAUUAGAUGAGUAAACGAAUAGUCGUAAGAACUUUUUUAUGAGGCAAAGCAGUGGACGGGUUUGUCGAUAACGAUUUAUUCCCGGCAUAUUGAAAGUAAUAUUUCUUUUAACGAUAAAAAAAACCGUCGUCAAUGAAUUCUCAACGAAUCAGCCAAUUAUUUCUCCUUCACUUUCUAAGAUGACGAUCGAUCUUUUUCUGACGUAAAUUGUAAUGUAAAUAGAAUCUGACGUGCUCUCUUAAAUUUCAAUAUCGUCAAAUCUAUCAACAAAAUUAAUAUAAUAUUAAUUUUGUUAUAUUAAAUUAGUGUUUAUAUUAAUAAAUAUCAGUAUAUUAACACAUUUUCGCGUGACGCUCGUGUGAUACACGAAGCGUAUCACUACUUCAGAGCGAAUGCAGAUGUGUUUUAAUUGACGUUUAUAUUAAAUUAAUAUAAAAUAAUGUCUUUGAAAACUUAUAAGAAAAGUUGCAAAAGAUGUUAUUAAACUUGUUGCACUCUUGAAACGUCAAUUACUUGCGGAUAGAUGUAUAGUCAUAGCUCGGGAGAUUUUAAAUAUUUGGUCAAUGCAAGAUCGAAGAUUAGAUAAUUAUUCUCUUGUAAUUGCUCUUCCUCGCCACGUAGUAGGCGUCAUUACGAGUGUUAGAAUUUAAUCUUUUCGAUUAUCUCGGACAGUCUUUUUCGUGUGUAUAAAUUUAUCGUCCAUUUGUUGCAUUCAACGACAGAGCCCGUCAGUUUCUUUUACAGGUAUACGUCGAAAAGUGUUCGAUGCGAUUCAAACGAUUAAGUUUAAGCGAUAUUAGAAAUGGGUGGCCAAUCGAAUGCAGAGUAGAACUGUAUUUAUCCGAGGAAGAAGAGAAGUGUGGAACAAUGCUAUUAAAGUACUAUCAUUAAAGCUCAUACAUACUCUCAUAUACUCUCUCCAUUCAUAUAUAAAAGGUCAUAUAAACCAACUGUGUGCUAGGGCGACUUCGAACUCAUUACUUAUAAUGCGGAACGUAUAUUACGACAAUUAAGGAAAAUAGAAUUUUCCCAUCCCCCCGUAAAGGUAUCUCUUUGUAAAAUAAUACACCUCGUUUUCGAUCGGCCACCCGGUUAGCGCCGCCGACCGGAACGGAACGGGGCGCGACUUUAGCAGGGUUUAUACGGACUUUGGAGAAAAAAAAAGAAAAAGAAGAAAAAUAGAAAUAUAGCGGAGUAUCUAGAAAGUUACUGUAUAUCGAAUAGAAUCCAAUUGACUUGGC